Molecule: messenger RNA, 2171 nt
Organism: Helianthus annuus (common sunflower)
Lineage: Eukaryota; Viridiplantae; Streptophyta; Magnoliopsida; Asterales; Asteraceae
Exons: 4
Coding region: 370-2025 (551 amino acids)
Source: RefSeq, a predicted model, not a curated record
UCAUCAUUCAGUAUAUGUUUCUUCUUCUUCUUCUUCCUAAAUACCCCCACCCGCCAACUCCUCCUCUAUCUAUUCUCACUCCCAAUUACACUUUCUGUUGGACCUCUGAAUUCUAAAACACCAAGAUCAGUUUAUAUCAUAUCCACCGCCACCGUCACCGACAUAAUUUGGUUCAUCUUCAAGAACCCUUUAGUGAAUUAUUCACAUGAUCACAUCAGAUCAUACCUGUUCGACGAAAUGCCUCAGUGAGUAAUUUGUUGAGUUCUUGCUAUGAAAUGAAAGCAAUACACCUCUGUUCUUUUGGCGUGGAAAUAAAAUUUUGUUGAAAACCGACAUCUUUGUUGGUCUGAUGUUUAAAAACUACUAGAUAUGGCAUCGUCAGCGUCGGCGUCUUCAAAUCACAGACGAAAACAUGUUGCAAGCGAAUCUAUGGAAAUGGAGGAAAUUGUUAAACACAUGUCGAAUUUGCCGAGUUAUUUAGAGAGAGGAAAGCCGAUUCAAGAUAGAGCUUUGAACUUUGGUGUUUUGGACUGGGGGCGUUUAGAGCAAUGGCAAUAUCAUCAUCAUCAUCAUCAUCACAAACAGGGUGUUGUCGGAACCAACAAACAUUCGGCAUCUAGCAGCGUUUUAAGCAGUGGAUCAUCUCUCCUAUCUCAUUUGAACAUGUCUCAUGAGGAGAUUUCCACUAAAGAUGCUCCGGUUAAUCACUCUAGUGAGAAGAAAACUACCAACCAAUCAAGAACGAAAACGACCGAAUCAAGAUCAUCAGUCGAUAUGGGAACUUUUCAAACAGCAUCAUCAUCAUCAUCAUCAUCAUUGUCGUUUUUUUCAAAGGGGAAGAUGAAAAUACAAGAUGAGUUGGAAAAUGAAAUUGGGAAUCUGCAAGAUUCGUCUUACGGACACAACACUGUACUCCUUAACGCUGAAAAAUCUGAAGAAAUCUAUUCAGAUUCGAAUGAAUCAAGUUCUAAAAGAAACGCUAGAAAACACCGGUUUAGAAUGAUCUUUAAGUCUGAAGCGGCUAAACAUCCGAUUUCUCAAAAUCUAACUGAAGAUUCAAAAAAUAAAGAAAAAGUGAAGACGGGUCUCGGAAAUUGUAAGGAAGUCAGAGUUGAUAAUUCAUGUGGGAAUGAAAUGAAUUUGUCAUCAUCAAGAAAACAAGCUCUUUUUCAAGUGGCGGUUAAAAAUGGCCGUCCUUUAUUUACGUUUGCCGUUGAUGAUACAAACAACGAUAUAGUUGCAGCAACGGUAAGAAAUUUAUCCGGGAAAGAUGACACAAACAGUUGGAUCUAUACGUUUUUCACGGUUCAUGAAGUUAAGAAAAAGAAAAGUGGUUGGUUAUACCAUGGUUCUAAAGAUAAAGACCAUGGUUAUCUCCCUAAUGUAACAGCCCAAAUGAAGGUUUCAAAUCCUACUGAUUGUACCACUAGGGAGUUUGUUUUAUCUUCUGUUGACUCGGGUCAACCCGACCACCAAAUCCUGGAUGUCCAGCUGGAAAAUGAGCUGGCAGCUAUAGUUGUAAGGUUUCCAAGAGAGGAGGAUGAUGAAGAGGAUCAUGAUUGUUUUAGCAUGACGGUUAUUCUACCUGGCGGUCAUCAUAGUAUACCAAGAAAAGGAGACCCUUCACCGCUAAUCCAACGGUGGAGAUCUGGUGGCAGAUGUGAUUGUGACGGUUGGGAUGUCGGCUGCAGAUUGAGAAUACUUACUAACAAGGUCCAAUCUCAUAGAAGAUCAAACCCACCUGAAAGUUUUGACCUUUUCCUUCAGGAAGAUGUUACAAACGAGAGACCCUUCUUCAGUCUUUCACCAGUAAAAGAAGGAAUAUUUUCAGUCGACUAUAGUUCAUCAUUACCACUGCUACACGCGUUCUCGAUCUGUAUAUCAGUCAUCGAAUGUAGAAAAUCGUCUCGUUAUACAGAACUCAAAACAUAUGUUGCCAAACAAGUCGAUGAUGACGUGGCUCCUAUAAGCUAUGCUUCACUUCCACUUGUUUCUCCUGUUGGAAGGAUCCAGUUAGAUAUAUAAGGCAGUUGCUGCAUUACUUGCAGCAAUAUUAUGUAAUGAAUGUAUUUGCAUCAUUUCAUGUAAUCAGUUGGUUAUAUCUCCUCAUAAGUAUAGUGGUUGUUAAUUAAUCCAACUUAAUUAAGUCUACCCCUUAAUUCUUCAAUCAA